AUGACCUUGAUCAAAUUUGCGGAAUUGCCAGAGUGUCCUCGGCGAGAAGAUGGCCGUCCACUUCCACUGUCAAGCCUGUCAGAGUAUUUGAAAGGCUGGAAAGAAAAACUUCAGAAAGGGAAGCCAAGUGGUAUGUGUAGCUUUCCCAUAUAAAUUGGUUUUUUUAGCCUUCAAGUCCGGUCAGAGAGCAUGUUCAGUAUCAUACUCUACGGUAAUAACCGAUCUGAUACUGAUAGAUAUGACUAACAAUGAGUAAUUAAUCAGGAGCUAAGAGAUAAAUGAAGAAAGAGCGGGUUGCCUUAUUUCCCAUUCUCGAGUUCCUACUAGCAAAGUGGGUUGAUGUGGCCGAAUUUGUGAAUGUUCCCAUUACCAACGAUGUUCUCCAAGCCCAAGCUGCAGUUAUCCAAACUAAGCUUAUGGAAAUAGGCUAUGAGGAAGACUAUACGGGCUUUGCUUUAUCUCCUGGAUGGUUACAGAAAUUCAAAGCACGAUUGAUGAUAGGAAGGUUGAGGAGAUAUGGAGAAGCUGGAAGUACUGAUGUAAAAAUUAUUCAAAAUGCACAGGAGGAAAUCCAGGCAGAACUCUCAACUUAUAGGCUACAAGAUAUUUGGAACUGUGAUGAAAGUAGAUUACAGUAUAAUAAGCAGCCUGCUUAUUCAAAUAUUAGGAAGGUACUGGGAAAGGUUCUAGCAGGAGUCAAGUUGGAUAAACUGCAGAUCACGACAUUCCACUCAGUAAAUGUAGACGGAAGUGAGAAGGAAAGAUUAACAAUUAUUGCUAGAGCCCGAAACCCACACGUAUUUUGUUGCCAUAAAAUCAAUCCCCAUAACCUUCCUGUCACCUAUCGAUAUAACAAGAAAGCUUGA
Tuber aestivum (summer truffle) is the source of this 866-nucleotide messenger RNA. The record is from the annotation of a GenBank genome assembly. NCBI's taxonomy places the organism in Eukaryota, Fungi, Ascomycota, Pezizomycetes, Pezizales, Tuberaceae.